AUGUCUGUUCCUUAUAGCCCACCGUUUCUUGAUCCAGGUGAAGUGGCUCUUUCUAGAUCAAUUUCUGCUCCACCAUCACUGGACUCCAACAUGCUCUUUGCAUUCCCAGUGGCCUCAGAGUAUUCAUCAGCCUUUUCAGAUAUAUGGAAUAUACGCUCAAUCAAAGAAAAAUCUGAGAGCCCUGACGACAAAUACACCCUUUCUACUCAGUUCAGCGACACUUCAUCUAGUGACAAGCUCCAAUCGCUCGAUUCCAAGCCAAGAACUUACUCAUCGCUUUCAGAUUAUGAUGAAAAUCAGUCAUCUACGUUAUCAACAAGCCAUUUAGUCAACGAUAUCGUCGAUCAAUGCAUAAAAGAUGAAGAACAGCCAGCCAAGAACGGGUUUUUUAACCCCUUUAGCUCAGGGAUGACUGAUUUCAAUAAUCAUUUCCCUCCUGAGUACUAUUCAAACUACUCCCAGUUCACCCCUCAGCACAUCUACACCCAAGCUUUAGAAAUGGCAAAAGACCAGUUCGGGUGUAGGCUGCUUCAAAAAAAACUAGAAGAAAGAAACCCUUUUACCUUGCAGACAAUAUAUGACCAAAUUGCAGCCAAUAUAAGUGAUUUAAUGCUAGAUCCUUUUGGAAACUAUUUAUUCCAAAAGCUUAUUGAGGUCUGUGAGGAGCCUACAUUAGGCUUGAUAAUCCAAAAUAUUUCAGAAAAAAUUUCAACCAUAUCUUUAAGUGCCCAUGGGACUCGAGCUGUACAAAAACUUAUUGAUAUUGCUACAACAAGCUCAGCUCAUAUAGAAGUCAUUGUUAAAGGGUUAAAAGAAAGGGUGAUUGACUUAAUUAAAGAUAUCAAUGGAAACCACGUCAUCCAAAAAUGCCUGCAUACUCUUGGAGCUGCAAAUAAUCAGUUUAUUUAUGUUUCUGCAAGCAGCAAUGUUAUUGAUAUAGCGACACAUAGACAUGGCUGCUGUGUCCUCCAAAGGUGUAUUGAUGCAGCGUCUCCUGAACAAUUAGAAAUGCUGAUUGAUAAAAUUCUGGAAAAUGCUGUAGUUUUGGUCCAAGAUGCCUUUGGGAAUUAUGUUGUGCAGUAUGUGAUUGAUUUAAACAGGCCAGACGUCAAUGCGAGACUUGCUCAGAUUUUUAUGGCGAGUAUACAAGAACUCUCUACUCAGAAGUUUUCAUCAAAUGUAAUUGAGAAAUGCCUCCAGCAAAACAAAGGAGAAAUCCAACAAGCAAUGAUCCAAGAAAUUGGAAAGCCAAAUAACCUAGCCAAGAUGAUUUCUGACCAAUACGCAAACUAUGGUAAUUCCUAAGUAGUCGUUCAAAGAGCGUUAAGUUUAGCAUCCCCACAGCUGCUGAAAAAAAUGCUAAAAGAAGUGAAGUCAUUAUUAGAAGAAUUAAAGCGAAGUCCAUUUGGGAAAAGAAUUUAUUCCAAGCUAGUGAAAACCUACCCUGAGCUUGAAAACCAGUAAAAUUAACAUAGGCUUGGGUUUAGCUACUAA
Messenger RNA from Blepharisma stoltei, 1494 nucleotides. NCBI's taxonomy places the organism in Eukaryota, Ciliophora, Heterotrichea, Heterotrichida, Blepharismidae. The record is from the annotation of a GenBank genome assembly.